Molecule: messenger RNA, 1683 nt
Organism: Malaya genurostris
Lineage: Eukaryota; Metazoa; Arthropoda; Insecta; Diptera; Culicidae
Gene: bb8
Product: glutamate dehydrogenase, mitochondrial
Exons: 1
Coding region: 27-1625 (532 amino acids)
Biological process (GO): L-glutamate catabolic process
Cellular component (GO): mitochondrion
Molecular function (GO): L-glutamate dehydrogenase (NAD+) activity
Source: RefSeq, a predicted model, not a curated record
AAUCGAUCGAAUUUUUCUGCCGCAAAAUGUGGUCGUUUCUUCGUAAAGUUCACCAUCGCGGUUCCAUAUUGGGGCGAUAUGUCGUCGCCAAUCGCCUGCAGCACACCAUUCCGAAAGAGCUGGAGAAGAUUCCCAAGGAAAAGGAUCCGCAGUUUUCCAAAAUGGUACAGUACUUCUAUCAUAACGCUUGCGUCAAGCUGGAACCGCGGUUAGUGGAGUACCUAAAGAAGUAUCCGAGAAUGAGCGAAGCCGAACGCAAGAAUCGGGUUCGUGCCAUCAUCCAGAUAGCCGGCGGAACGGCUAACACCCUUGAGAUACGGUUUCCGGUGAUGCGUGAUAACGGACAGUACGAAAUUAUGACCGGUUACCGCUCGCAUCAUUCGCUACAUCGACUUCCGGUCAAAGGUGGUAUCCGGUAUUCGAACGAUGUAACCAGAGAUGAAGUACAAGCCCUGUCAUCGUUGAUGACGUUCAAGUGUUCCUGUGUGCAUGUUCCGUUCGGGGGAGCGAAAGGCGGCAUUAAAAUCGAUCCCAGCAAGUAUAGCUCCAAAGAGUUACAGAAUAUUACCCGGAGGUACACAAUCGAACUGGCCAAGAAAAAUUUCAUCGGUCCGGGAAUCGAUGUACCCGCUCCGGAUAUGGGAACAAGUGACCGAGAGAUGUCUUGGAUUGCAGAUCAGUAUAGUAAAACCAUCGGACAUAAGGACAUCAAUGCACUGGCAAUUGUGACGGGAAAACCUCUGCAUCAAGGUGGAAUUCGAGGUCGAACCGAGGCCACCGGAAGGGGUGUAUUCAUUGCGACCAACUGUUUCGUUCGGGAACCGGAAUGGAUGAAAGCGAUCGGAAUCGAGCCCGGUCUGGAAGGGAAAACUGUAAUUUUUCAAGGUUUUGGAAACGUCGGAAUGUACGGGGCAAGAUUUUUUCACGAAGCCGGUUGCAAGAUUAUUGGAAUUAAGGAAAUUGAUGUUUCGUUGCUUAAUGAGGAUGGCAUAGACGUGGAGGAGUUGAUAAAAUAUAAAGAAAUAAAUAACACCAUCAAAGGUUUUCCGGAUGCCGCAGAAACCGAAGACGAUUUGUUGAUACAUCCGUGCGACAUCCUUGUCCCGGCGGCAGUGGAAAAGUCUAUCAAUUCGGAAAAUGCGGGUAAAAUACAAGCCAAAAUAAUAGCGGAAGGUGCCAACGGUCCGACCACUCCGGCCGCAGACAAAAUCCUUUUGAAUCGAAAAAUUUUGGUCAUUCCGGAUUUGUACUGCAACGCGGGGGGAGUCACAGCUUCCUAUUUUGAAUAUUUGAAAAAUAUUAACCACAUCUCGUUCGGUAAGCUGUCCUUCCGGCAGGAAUCGGAAAAUCUACGCGAAGUAUUGAAAUCGGUUCAGGAAUCGCUGAAGGAAGCCUCGGUUUGUGUGGACGUAACACCAACGGAUCCCCUGAAGCACUAUCUGGACAAUGCCAGCGAAGCGGAUGUCGUUGCUUCCGGGUUAAAGUACGUCCUGGAGACAGCCGGCCGUGGAAUCAUGGCCGUUGCCAAUCAACACAAGCUCUGUUUGGAUUUACGAACCGCGGCGUACAUUUGGUCGGUGGAGAAGAUUUUCAAAACCUAUGAUGGGUCCGGUCUUGCCGUUUAGGCCGUCGGUUAUUAGAUUUGUAAAUGAUAAUGUUUUUUUGUUCAAUUAGAUAGAUGAU